Aureobasidium subglaciale EXF-2481 is the source of this 1233-nucleotide messenger RNA. RefSeq lists its product as uncharacterized. Bases 438 to 1028 code for a protein of 196 amino acids. The transcript has a single exon. The record is from RefSeq and is a predicted model, not a curated record. Gene Ontology annotation, molecular function: zinc ion binding; carbonate dehydratase activity. NCBI's taxonomy places the organism in Eukaryota, Fungi, Ascomycota, Dothideomycetes, Dothideales, Saccotheciaceae. Gene Ontology annotation, biological process: carbon utilization; cellular response to carbon dioxide; cellular response to oxidative stress. Gene Ontology annotation, cellular component: cytoplasm.
UACUCGAGUGCCUUUUCUCAUCGAUAGCGAAACAAUAGCCAUUUCUUCCGAGGGAAAAACACGCACUUUGCAUCACCAUGGCAGAACACACCGGUCCUAAGGGUACGUGAGUCAAAAGCUAUCAGACCUGCUCUCCCGUCAUCGGCCCAAUUUCUUUGUCCUUCCUUCCUCACAUCCAAACACCAUGCGGUCCAUUGUCCAAUCUGCCGUGCGAGCCUCUCGCUCAAGCAGAGCAUUGCGUGCAUUCAAGCCCACACCCAAUCGCUUCUUCCACUCAUCACCACGCUCGCUGUGUAAAGAUGCACACGAGGAUGAUGACUACCGUACUUUUACCCGCGCGACUCUCGACACCGAUGCAUCUUCAAUGCUGACCACAUGAUCCAACAGGCGGCUUUGCCCACACCCUCGCCGAGCGCGUUGAGCAAUGGAGCUCCAGCAUGGUCCAGACCGAUCCCGAGUUCUUCCCCAAGUCAGCAAAGGGCCAGUCACCCAAGAUUCUCUGGAUCGGAUGUGCCGACUCACGUAUCCCCGAAUCCACCAUCCUCGGCCUGAAGCCCGGCGAGGUCUUUGUCCACCGCAACAUUGCCAACAUCAUCACACCCACCGACAUCAACUCGCUGUCCGUCAUUGAGUUCGCCGUUGCACACCUCAAGGUCGAGCACAUUCUCGUCUGCGGCCACACCAGCUGCGGUGGUGUCAACGCCGCUCUCGGAAACACCAGACUUGGUCUGCUGGACAUUUGGCUGCAGCCCAUGCGCCAGCUGAGAAUGGAGCACACGGAUGAGCUGGAGAAGAUGGACACUCAGGGUGACAAGACUCUCAGACUGAGUCAGUACAACAUUUUGCGCAGUCUUGAGGUCUUGAGAAUGAACCCUACCGUUAUCGACGCCAUGAAGGAGCGUAACCUGGAGCUUCACGGUGUCAUUUACCACGUUGAGAACGGCAAGCUCGAGGUUGUCGAGUCUUCCGAGGACGAGCACAAGUUGAAGAAGCGUCUUGCUGCUUUCACUACCCAGCAGGCAGCAUAAGUGCUAUUCACAAGAGUUUGGACACCAUUUUAGUUGUGUGGAGUAAUUCGGAGUAGACUUUUGGAAUCCAGUAUGGAGUAUCACGAUCAGUACGGUACUGGAAGGGGGAGGAAAGACUAUUGGUGAUAUAGUUGGAUGCGUUAGAACAAUGCUGUGUGAUACACAUAAUCAAUCGACUUGCAAAACCAUGCAUACCAAGCGAACG